CCUCCUCGCAUCAGAUCCAUCUCUUGCCCAUCCCCACAAGCGACGCCUUCCGCCCCUUCCAUGAAUCGAAGGACUCGAUUUUUCCCCCAACAAAGUCGACCACAAACCCUAAUGCCUGCCUCCUCCUCUUUCUUGGGCUUUUCGAGGGCUUCAUCUCUCAAAGAUUUGGCUUCUGUUGGUGUAUGAACUGUUCCUGGAGUUAUUGCGUUUGGGGCUUCAUCUUGGUGAUGUCUUGUGGCUCCUCAGACCCACCCACAUACUGUUCAGCUGCUUCCCCUGAGCUCAAGCUCUACCAGGCUUUCAUCUUUUCCGUGCCAGUCUUCUUCACAUUCAUCCUGCUCCUCUUAUUCUACUUGUCCUACUUGCGGCGGCGGCGAGCGCAUUGGCAGUCCUUGAGGCUGAGAGCCUCCCAGAUGGGUAGAGGAGACGUGCCGAGAAGUUCAGAAUCGGGCAUAAAAAAAGAAGUCAGAGAGAUGCUUCCGGUCGUCGUUUUCAAGGAGAGCUUUUUGAUCAGAGAGACACAAUGCUCUGUGUGCUUGGGGGACUACCAGUCAGAUGAACGCCUCCAGAGGAUACCCCCAUGUGGGCACACGUUUCAUGUCGAUUGCAUUGAUCACUGGCUUGCAACCAACACAACUUGUCCUCUCUGCCGAGUCUCGCUUCUUCCAGCUACCAAAUCCACUGCUAGCGACUUCUCAGAUCAUGCAGUUGAAGUUGAACAAGGGAGCUUAGAAGAACAAUCAUCAGAGAGGCCAACCAAUUCGGGAUUUGUUAACUCCCAAAUUGAAGCAGCUGAGGAGCAGAGAGAUGGUGCUGAUGACCUCAUCUGUGUUAGAAGAGAAGCUCAACAACUUCGGCAUGAUGAGGAAGGAUCGGUGUCGAACGUCAUCAAAGCUGAUGGCAGUGUUUGAGGUACGUCUUCAGUGUGUAAGUCCACUAUGAAAUGUAUUUGAAAUAAUGGGGCAUUUCCAAAUGUAUCAACCACCACAACUGCAUGCUUUGAGUAGUGAAUUAUGAUGUUACAAAUCAUAUUUGUCACGAUUGAAACAAGUUAUGUUCCUGGGCUAUAUCGGCAUUGUAGUUAUUUAACUUGACAUUGUUUUUUAUUUUCUU
Molecule: messenger RNA, 1113 nt
Organism: Musa acuminata subsp. malaccensis (wild Malaysian banana)
Lineage: Eukaryota; Viridiplantae; Streptophyta; Magnoliopsida; Zingiberales; Musaceae
Product: RING-H2 finger protein ATL58
Molecular function (GO): zinc ion binding
Source: RefSeq, a predicted model, not a curated record